CAGACUCGACUGCAGGCCCAGGCCCAGGCCCAGGCCCAGACCUUGGGCCAGGGCCAAGGUCUGCAGAUCAACUUCAAGCUGCUUCUUCAAAGUUCUUGAAGUGAGGGCUAUUAAAUCAAACUUUCAAACUUUUCGAAAGAUCAUUCACUGCUCCAGACCAUUCGUCGCUGCCUCGUAUCCAUCAAACAAAAUGGACCUUUCGGUCUUAUAGCGCAUUCUGAUCCCCUCCCCAAUGCCAACACGGAACCAAGUGUUUAGGAGCUAUGGCACCCAAGAAGAAAGUAAGCAUAAGGCUGCCCAAAAGAAAGAAGUCGGCUCCAAAUCCUCUUCCCACCGCCCCUUCCCCGAAAGCACUUUUGGAUCAGCUCUUUGAGGUAAUUUUGUCAGACAGGGAGCACCCAAGUCUAACACCAUUCUCCAAUGACGACUCACCAGAAGAGGAAACCAAGAAGGAUGGCGUCAAUGAGCACCUUGGGCGGCUCUUCGCCUUUGCCAGGACGCUCCGCCUCGAUAGCUCGAUCGGCCCGGGGAUCCCCCUGGGGCUCUCAAAGGAGGACGUCAUUGCUGAGCUCGACGUGCGGGUGGCAAGUCUUUUGGAUCCUGUGAAACAAUUCAUGGUUGACCAGGAGGACUGCGUGUUUGCAAUUCGCAGCGGGUUGGGCGUUCCCCGGGCUCCUUACUAUCUCCCAAAAGACAAGCCGCAGCCUGCGCCAGUCAAGGAAAGCAGCCCCCUGGCGCGGUUUGACCCACAUUAUGCAGCGGGGGCGGCAGUGGGGAGUGAGGCAGCGGAGAAUGUUUACCAGGGCCGGUGUGACGUGUACUGGGAUCGGUGUGUCCCGCAGUGUUCGACGGGGGCGAGCUUUGACGGGGGUAUCAUUGCUAUUAAUGGGGGUAUGGGACAUCGGCAUGGCUCCCCCUACAUGGAGGUCUAUAACUAUGCAGAAGACGCGCCGGAGAUUCCCUCAUGGGAGAAGGGCAUCUUUCCAAAAGUCUACCGGGCAGACAAUGGGUUCUGGCAACCAGGCCUUGCCACGAGCAUUGACUCGACACGCAACCUCCUGUGGUGCGCCGGGGACGAGCGAAUCAAGGCCUUCCACGUGGCAAAGAUCGACCACGACGACCUCCCGUGUAAAUACACUCUGCACAUGGGGAGCACAGCCAAUGGCGUCGCGGCGAUCGAUCGGCUGGAAGAGCACGGGAGCGACGUCAGCGGCAGGCUGCUUGACGACAUGGAUGAUGAGGACGAGGCGGAGCUGACCCCGGAACAGAGGACUAUUGUGAAGGACUCGGGAAAGCACGUCGAUUGGUCCGACAACAAUUGCCUCGCUUCCACCACCAGAUAA
Klebsormidium nitens is the source of this 1343-nucleotide messenger RNA. Lineage: Eukaryota; Viridiplantae; Streptophyta; Klebsormidiophyceae; Klebsormidiales; Klebsormidiaceae. The record is from the annotation of a GenBank genome assembly.